Antechinus flavipes (yellow-footed antechinus) is the source of this 3310-nucleotide messenger RNA. Its product is annotated as GDNF-inducible zinc finger protein 1-like. The coding region runs from base 1 to 2862 and encodes 953 amino acids. Gene Ontology annotation, biological process: regulation of transcription by RNA polymerase II. The transcript is spliced from 6 exons. The record is from RefSeq and is a predicted model, not a curated record. Lineage: Eukaryota; Metazoa; Chordata; Mammalia; Dasyuromorphia; Dasyuridae. Gene Ontology annotation, molecular function: RNA polymerase II cis-regulatory region sequence-specific DNA binding; protein binding; DNA-binding transcription factor activity.
AUGGAGAAAAAGAAAAUUUUGAUGAGAUCCAAAGUGGCUGCUUCAAACCUUCUGAGUGCCUUACAUUCUCUCUAUCAAUUUGGUCAUUUCUGUGAUGUAACUGUUCAUACAGUACAUCUUGGAAUCCAGGAAGAGUUUUUGGUACAUAAAGCAGUCUUGGCUGCUUCAAGCAACUAUUUUAAAGGCCUUUUUCUAAGUGAUGAGAUGUCAGAUAUUAAGAGGUGCACUGUUGUUUUAGAUGACAUUUACACAGAGGAAUUCACAUCCUUUCUGGAAUUCAUCUAUACUGCAAAAAUUGAGAUUGAACCAGAGAAACUGCAUCGAAUGAGAGAGGUGGCAGAGAGACUUGAAUGCAAGGACCUGCUUGACAUUUGUGAGGAAAUGAAAACAGAAAGUAAAAUGGAUAACUUGGAUUUAAGUCUCCAUUUGAAAACUCUGGUAUGUGAAAAUGGUGGGGCUUCAUGGGUCUGUGAUCAGCAUGCUCAUCAGACCAAACUCAGUGAUUCUCCACCAAUAGUAGUGGCACCUGUGAAAAGAAAACUCUGGGAUAUGCAGAAACACAGAACAUUGUUAACAGGCAGUUCAGAUCAAGCUUGCAUGGUUGUAACUGAUGUGAAAAGUGGAAUAGCCAAGAUAGUGAAGCAGAAAAGAACAAAGCCCACCGAGAACUAUAACACAGAAAUAAUCAAUUCAGAAGGGCAAAAAAGCCACCCUUCUUUGUGUGGGUUGGAGGCCAAAGAAGCUUGUUUAGUCAUCAGGAAUGUAUUAUCUGAGCGAGAUGAGGAUGAGAAUUCUCAUAUUUCCCAGCCUCUGAGCUCAAAUGAAUGCAACAACACACUGCAGGAUUUGCCUCAGGUGUCUACAGAAACCUAUGAGUGUGAAAAAUGUGAACAAUCUUUCCCUUUCAUCAAAUCAUAUCAGUCACACAUGGACAUUGAACAUGGGAUUAAUGUUGUCAUCAAGUACAGCUGUAAUGUGUGUGACCAGCUUUUUUCCAAUCGUCAGAACCUCCGCCAACACCGACUCACAGUUCAUAAUGAUGAACGGCAUUUCCCUUGCACAUCUUGUGACAAGAAGUUUAAACGUCAAAAGGACAUAAAAUGUCACGUACGAAGAGUGCAUGAAAAGAAAAGGAAUCCUCAGGCUUGUCCCUACUGUGACAAGGUCAUCUCUUCCAAAUGUGGCCUGACCGUUCACAUUAGAACCCACACAGGAGAAAAACCUUAUAAAUGUGGCUAUUGCCCUGCAAGUUUUGCCCAGAGAUCUGCUUACAAUACUCAUGUAAGAAAAAUACAUGAAUUAAAACAAGAUAGAAAAACUAUGCCAGUAUACUGGAUGGUUGUUCCACCUCCUAGCAGAUCAAAGACAGCAAACUAUGAAAUAGAUUUCACUAAAGAAACAUGGGAACAGUCUUCAGGUAAUAGUUUACCAUUGGGAACCAGCAACAAAGACACCCUCAACUAUGAAGAUGCUGGCAGCUCAUCUAAUGCAAUUGAUUCUAGUAAUGAAACAGAAGAAAAGGAAAAUGAAAAAAAUGAUGACAGAGAAACUGAAGUGAAUAAAGGCAAUCAGGAUGAAAAAUCAAGUAUUAAAGGAGAAGAGGAAGGAGAUUAUGAUGCUGGUUUUUCUGAAGUCGAAAUGAAUGAUAGCAAAGAUAAUGAAGUUGUCUGCACAGAUGAUGACUUUUCAAAUGAAAAAGAUGCAGAAGAUAAUGAAUCAGAUGAAAAUUUUAAGAUAAAGAAAGUAAAUAAUAUGACAAUAAUGAAGAAGUCAACUUAUGUUAUAACUUGUGAUAAGUGUGAUCAACAGUUUGUAUCCCGGAAAAAAUAUGUGGAUCACUGUAAAGAUGUACAUCAGUCCCUUCCUGGAAAAGUCUAUCAGUGUGAUAUCUGUAGCAAGUCCUUUGCUAGUUAUAAUAGUUGUAAAGAGCAUCGAGCGUGUGUGCAUACAGAAGAGAGGCAGUUUGCUUGCACUCUUUGUAAUGCUACUUUCAAACGAAAGCGAGAUGUAAGAACGCAUUACAUGCGAAAGCAUGAAGGAAGAGUAAAACGACCACUUUGUUCAGUGUGUGGAAAAAUUUUGAGUUCCAGAACAGCACUGGUAUUCCAUAUGAGAACCCACACAGGAGAGAAACCUUAUGAAUGUGGUGUCUGCCAUGCUAAAUUUGCUCAACCAUCCCAACUUAAAAUUCACACAAGGUCUCAUACUGGAGAAAAACCAUGUAUUUGUGAGGAUUGUGGAGCUAGCUUUGCAGAUAAAGGAAAAUUAAAUGGCCACAAGCGGACUCAUACAGGCGAACGUCUCUUUAAAUGUGAUGUCUGUGGAAAACAUUUUGCCACCAAUGAAUACUUAAAAUGCCAUAAACGAUGCCAUAUGGGAGCUAAGCCUUAUAAAUGUGAUGUGUGUGGAAAAACAUUUGGAUUGAGAGCCUCGUUAGCUCAACAUAGCAAUGUUCAUGCAGAAACUCGUCCAUACUUCUGUGAACAAUGUGGGAAAACUUUCACUCAGCAAGGAGCUCUCAGACGCCAUCAACGCAUUCACACAGGAGAAAAACCAUAUAAAUGUCGGGCUUGUGAGAGAACUUUUACAGACAUGUCAACAUUGAGGAGGCACGUGUCGAUCCAUGAUCGAAAUGCACAUUGGAGAAGUUUCCUGAUAGAUCUUACUACUAAAAAAGACCACAACUGGUCAAAAAUUGAGACCUUAUCAGAUGUGUGUAUGGGUGAGGAGUCGACACCUGAAAUUUGGUCAGUUGACCAAGGUAGACUAUAUAAACCAGAGAAUGCAAUUGUGAAAACUGCUAAUGUUAUAACCACUAGUAUUACUACUAGUGCCAAUAACAAUUCCUUGGUAUAUAUGUAAAAAUAAUACCUAUCUUGAUAAAGCUGUUUAUGUGUUACAAUCACAUAACAUGAUUAAGAAUUUAAAUCUUAGUUCAACUAUAGAUGUUUCAUUUUGAUUAUAUAGCAAGCCAUCUGAUUUUUUUAGGAGUGAUAUAUGACUCAUCAGCAAAAACAAGUUUGUUUUAAUAGAUUUCAGUUCUUGGAACUUUUAUUCACAUAUUAUAAAUGCAUUAUGCUAUUAGUAAUCCUUUUAUAUUAAAUUCUACAUACCAUUUAUAUAAACUAUUACAUCUAAUUCUAGGGGACACAAUAUGGUAUUAGUUACACAGUGACUAAUUUAUUUGUAUAUAUUUAUAGAAUAGUUUUUAGAAGCUUUUAGGGUAUAAAAACAUGAAAUCAUUCAUGCAAUGGUAGGAUUUAGAGGGUUUUUUGAAAUGAAUAAAAAUGGGAAGUGAAAUUUUACCUUU